AUGUCACACCAAACUGGAAUUAAUGCAACAUCUGAGCUGAAAGAGUUUCUGGCCCGAGCGAGGGGAGGUGCCAUCAGAAUAAUGAAGAUUGUCAUCAGAAAUGAGGAGUUGGUGCUAGAUUCAUACAGAGAGCCUGCACACAGCUGGGACAAGGACUAUGAUCAGUCCUUGCUUCCUCUGCUCACGCCUAAGGAGCCGUGCUACAUCCUCUAUCGUCUGGAUUCCCAGAAUGCACAGGGAUAUGAGUGGAUCUUCAUCGCCUGGUCACCUGACCAAUCACCAGUGAGGCAAAAGAUGAUGUACGCAGCAACUCGUGCCACACUGAAGAAAGAGUUUGGAGGAGGUCAUAUCAAAGACGAAAUGUUUGGCACAGUCGAGGAGGACCUGUGUUUCCAGGGAUACCUGCGACACAUGUCCUCCUGCUCCUCUCCAGCUCCUCUCACAGCAGCCGAGCAGGAACUGCAACGAAUUAAAGUCACAGAGGUAGAGUUUAAACAGUUUCAGCUGUCUGAUAUGCAUAUUCAAUGUGAUACACAUUUUGGCUUAGACAAAAGGGCACAGACUCUCCAGGGUCUUGCAUUCCCAUUACAAGAAGAGGCCAAACGAGCUCUGCAGCAACUCAAGCAGAAACGUAUCAACUACAUACAGCUGAGGCUGGAUGUAGAGAAAGAGACCAUUGAGCUGGUUCACACCAAACCUACAGAGACCCGCGAGCUUCCAUACAGGAUUCCCACAGAUUCACCCAGAUACCACUUCUUCAUCUUCAAACACUCCCAUCAGGGCCAACUGCAGGAGGCGCUGGUGUUCAUAUACUCGAUGCCUGGGUACACCUGUAGUAUCAAGGAGAGGAUGUUGUACUCCAGCUGUAAGAACAGGCUACUGGAUGAGGUGGAGAGAGACUACCAGCUGGAGGUCACCAAAAAGAUGGAGAUAGACAGCGGCGAUGGCCUGACAGAAGACUUCCUGUACGAGGAGGUCCACCCGAUGGAGCACACCUUAAAGCAGGCCUUUGCCAAGCCCCGUGGACCAGGAGGCAAGAGGGGCAACAAACGCCUCAUCAAGGGUGCGGGGGAAAACGGGGAAGAAAGUUAGACACAAUACAGACACACAUAUACAAGUACACAAGGAAACCGACCCGAUAUCUAUGAAUUGACUUGUUCUUUGACUGUUUAGCUUCUAGCCGUUCCUUCUUUAUUUUUACUCGAGGACAUAACAUUUCACGCUGAAUAUAUUUUAAAAAAACAAACAAAAAACAGAUCCACCAUGAAGCAGAAUUCAUUCAUAUGUUUUCCUGUGGUCAAAUAAAGUUACCAGAUGUGAACAUUUCUGAGAGAAGUGAGAGCUAAAGAUACUAAAUUCGUAUCAAAAUGCAGCUCAGGAGCUGCUUUGUCAACAGCGAAUAAGAAAUUAUCGCUGUUGACAUUCGAAGGUGAUUGACAGACAUAUUUCAGAUUAUUACAAUAAAAUUAAAUAUCCGUCUACAUG
Molecule: messenger RNA, 1485 nt
Organism: Toxotes jaculatrix (banded archerfish)
Lineage: Eukaryota; Metazoa; Chordata; Actinopteri; Toxotidae
Product: twinfilin-2-like
Exons: 9
Coding region: 1-1092 (363 amino acids)
Biological process (GO): positive regulation of neuron projection development; barbed-end actin filament capping; regulation of lamellipodium assembly
Cellular component (GO): myofibril; actin filament; cytoplasm
Molecular function (GO): actin monomer binding; actin filament binding
Source: RefSeq, a predicted model, not a curated record